AUGAGCUUCCCCUCGUCGAACCACACGCAAAAUCUUUCCGACAAACAGUCUUCGCAAGCCCAGCAGUCGACCUCACGCGCCUCGAGGCCAGCACGCCGCGGCCUUCCUCCCAUCUCAACCCAGCCCCCGUCUGCAGCCAACUCGCCUGCGACGCGCCAUAUUCUUAGUCGCAACUCGUCCGCCUCGUCGACGUCGUCUGUGCUGUCGCCCACCCAGCAGCAGCAGCAGCGCUCAAUCUCGAGUGGGGUCACCUCUACACCCACUUCAGCGACACUGCCACCAGCUCCCCAGUCAGCUGGAAGGAGAUUCGCAAGAGCCUCUCAACAGCCGCACUCCGCCUCGGCCUCGCCAAUCUCGGCUCAAUCGUUGGGUGCGCCGUCCGGACAGUUGACCAGCUUGGUCAUUACCCAGCUGAACAUUCUGCUGAGUACCUUAAAGGACGAUAAGAAGUGGGACAUCCAGGCCGAAAAGAUCCAGAAGGUAAGCAUCGCAUUGGCGGAGCGCGUCUUGUGCCUCAUGACUGACUCGAUGGUANNGUUGGUGGACGCGCACGGAAUGGACGUGUCGACAACAUAUUUCCGGAGGCUGUUGCAGAGCAAUGCUCCUCUGAUCUUCUCGGCGAACCAAAAUGCACAGCGCUCAGCAUCCGACAGCGGGAGCUACCCGCUGCUCGUCAGCGAGAUGCAGAAACUGACGCGCCUGCCUUCGCAAGCAGCAAAGAUUGCUGAUGCUCUCGACACCAACAACGAUGGCGACCUCUUCAAAGACUUCGACCUAUCGACCUUUAUGGAUCACUUCAGACUAGAUCCCACCGCAAAGGUCACCUUGGCGCUAGCCUGCAAGCUGGUCUCGAAGCAAGACAUCAAGACAAAGGGUAUCUCAUCUGACACAUCUCCAAUUACCUCCUAUCCUACAAGCUUCGCCGCUAACACAACUUCCNNAGCCGAUGCCAUACUGAGCAACAACUAUUCGCCCUUUCUAGAAGCCAUCGCAAACCCCACUGCCGACGACAUCAGCUCCUCCUUCCUCUCCAGCAUCCUCUUCCGUCUGAUCCUCGACCCCCCACGGCAGUGGAACAAGGAUGCUCAGGAACACCUGCUUGGCAGCUUGAAUGAACGCUUUGUAAAGCUUCGCACCUACCCCUCGAGCGAAGUCAGCGCAUUUAUUGCCUUCAUGGACCUGAUUCCUACCAACACCACCCUCGUCCGCCCUUUGCAGAGGGAGGGCCCCCGAGCCACAUCCUCAGUCGACAGCUGCAAAGAUGUUCUGUCCAGAGUCGACCAAAUCUCGCCGCAGCUGAUUGCUGUGGCACUGGCGUAUAUGCUCCUCUCUGACGAGUCUUACGAUAUCGGCGUCUUCGUUUCUGCCGUUCGCCAGCACCCCCAGGCCCAAAACCUUGAUUGGUAUGCCGUCGUGAAGGCAUUCGAUAUGGCUCUCAUGCGCAUCACAAAAUCGCAGUUCCUGGCUCUUUACAACUCUUUGCUCCCGCUUGCUCGCGAGACCGACACCUUCGACAUUCAGUGUCUGUGGGGCGGUUCAUGGCUCUCGACUAAUGCUCAGCUGUCUUUUGUUACCGCCUUUCUCUCAUGCUCGCCUCAGGAACUAGACGCCUCUCAGAUCNNCCCCCGUCUGCGUGCCGCAUUUUCGAUGGACGAGUUUGCUGAUGCCUCAGACGAAGUCAAGGCUUAUGCACAAAAGGCUGUCAGCCAUCCUAUGGUGUCCUUGGAAGCUACAAAGUUCCUCUUCCAUGUCAUCUUCCAGUCGCAGGACGCAUACAAUCAGGCACAGAAUCUUGGGAUCCCCGAAAUCGUUAUCAACGCAAAUACGGAUAUCUUUGUGUGUGCCGCGUCCGCUUGUGAGAAACCGUGGGCAGCUCUUCAGGAAAUGGCGCUUAACCAGCUCUUCCGUCCUUUCUUCCACAAAUCUCUCCCCAACUACGACUUCGUUCUGCACGCGCUCUGGAAGCACGACAAAUCCUGGCUGGCCAGCAAACUGGUCGAAGCCUACAAUGCCGACCCAACCUUGCUGGCCGUCAUCUUCGAGCACGCUCGUCAACAUGCAUGGACGGAUACUCUCCUUCUCAUCACGAAUGAGUUUGGACUGGAUCUUGCUGCAUAUGGCCAUGGCCAGGGAGAAGUCGAUCUGGAAGUCUGGGCUCAGGGUCAUCUUGAGAUAUCGCCCCAGCAGCUUGCUGGAGCAGUUGUUACAUUCCUGCGGAUAAAAGCCGAGGAUGAACAAUCAGUUCAACGUGACCACCCCCAUCAGGUUGUACCUCUGAAAGUCAAGACCGUUUACGCUUUGCUCAACGUCAUUCAUGGACAUCUGAGUGACGAGGAGAUUGGCGCCAUUCAACGUGUCUGUCUCCAGGUUUACCCUCGUCUGAUCAACUAUGGCUAUAAGUUUGACCACGUGAUCGAUGCUAACGGUGAAAAUGGCAACUCCCUGUCAGAAGAGGCCGAUGCCAAGAUGCAGGAGCAAUAUAAGAUGAUGUACAGCAACGAGGUGGAUCCCAGAGGCAUGAUCGAGCGUCUUCAACAUCUUAAGGAGUCCGAAGACCCUGCGGAUCAGGACUUGUUCGCUUGCAUGAUCCACGGCCUCUUUGACGAGUACAACUGCUUCGGUGAAUANCCCCUGGAAGCCCUGGCUACGACCGCUGUGCUGUUUGGUGGUAUCAUCAACUUCGGUGUACUCUCCUCCCGCGUCACACUUGGUGUCGCCUUGUUCAUGGUCUUGGAUGCUGUUGCAGAAUAUUCUCCAGACGAUUCCAUGUAUAAGUUUGGUCUUCAAGCUUUACUUCAUUUCAUCAAUCGCCUUGAGGAAUGGCCUAGCUUCUGCAACCGUCUUACCGCAAUCCCUCAUCUGCGCGGAACAGACGUGUGGACCAAAGCCGAGGAGGUUGUGCGUCGCCAGCCUGGCCUUGACUUGCGUAGCAGCGGGGAUCUGCAGCCAGAGCUCUCCCUCCCGAACGGCAACCUGGAUGAUUUCGUCCUUGAGUCGCAGUAUCCUCCUUUCCGCAGCAUUCAUGUCGAGGCCCCACUCAGACCCGAAGUCUACGAAGAGCCUGACGAGGAAACAUCGGACAAAGUCAUGUUUGUUCUCAACAAUGUUUCAAAACACAACAUCGAGGAGAAGUUCCAGGAUCUGGAGUCUGCUCUUGAGGAACGUCACCAUCAGUGGUUCGCCAACUACCUUGUUGAGGAUCUUGCGAAAGCGCAGCCCAACUUCCAGAAUCUAUACCUCCAGAUCUUGACGAUGUUCGAUGAGAAGAUUCUGUAUGCAGAAGUAUUGCGAGAGACCUACAGCAGUGUGUCCAGAAUCCUGAAUGCCGAAGCAACCAUGAACAACUCCCAAGAUCGUAACAACUUGAAGAACCUUGCUACAUGGUUGGGUAUGCUUACUCUUGCCCGCGACCAGCCGAUUCUUCACCGCAACCUCUCCUUCAAGGAUCUCCUGAUCGAAGCCCACCAGACCCAGCGCCUGCUCAUCGCUAUUCCCUUCACCUGCAAGGUUCUGUCUCAGGCAAAGGACUCGAAGGUGUUCAGACCUCCACAGCCGUGGUUAAUGGAACUGAUCAGCUUUUUGGUUGAGCUUUACGACUAUGCUGAACUCAAACUCAACCUCAAAUUCGAGAUUGAAGUUUUGUGCAAAGACUUAGGCCUCGACCAUAAGUCAGUUGAGCCAGCUUCCAUAAUCCGAACUCUGCCCCUUCACCUUGAAGGCGAGCUUCUACAACAGUACCCGACCGACACCAUGGACGGGUUUGGUGACAUGCACCUCAUGUCUCUAUCCAAAAGAGCUCCCAGCGAGCGCUUCUCGUCCCAGGAUGUUCUCAAGUCUCUUCCAGAUCUUGGUGCUAUGCUCAACUACCCUCCUUCCUCUGGCAGCAUCUCUCACGCGCAGCUCAAGAACAUCUUCCUCGAAGCUGCCCAGCGUGCCAUUACUGAGAUUAUUGCUCCGGUCGUGGAACGUUCAGUCACAAUUGCUGCCAUCUCAACAUCGCAGCUGGUCGAGAAAGAUUUCGCUAUGGAGUCUGACCCGGACCGUCUCUCAUCGUGCGCUCACAAUGUAGUCAAGGCACUGUCCGGUAGCCUCGCACUUGUCACCUGCAAGGAGCCUCUUCGUAUGAGUAUUUCUAACAACAUUCGCAUACUAGCAGCUCAGAACCUGCGUGAGCCUCUCCCAGAGGGCUCCAUUCUCAUGUUCGUCAACGACAAUCUGGAUACAGUUUGCAAGCUUGUGGAAGAUGCUGCGGAGUCACAAUCCAUGGCAGAGAUCGAUGCACAGAUCCAAGAAUCCAUGGAGCGUCGCAAGAGACACAAUGAACAACGCCCGAGUGAACCCUUCAACUUCCCCGCCGUCAGCCGAUGGGCCUUCUUCAUCCCUGAUCCAUACCGUCAGGAACCUGGUGGCUUGAACCCACAACAACUGGCCAUUUACGAGGACUUUGGCCGUCAAAUGCGCUUGCCUGCUGCUCCUCACGCCAAUGCAGUGUCACAGGAUAACACUCGCCAACUGCAGGAGCUCACCGAUAACUACCUGACGAGUCUCCCGACGCCUGCAGAGGCCCCAGCUAUUCCCAGACAAGGACAGCAGCAGCAGCGAGUCGUCCCCGCACAGGGCCAGACUAAUGGUUACAUGAGCACUGACGUCCUCAUCGCACAUGUCUUCGAGGCUCUGGCUGACCUCCAGCGCGUCGCCCAUGAAGCACCGGAAGAGCAUAUCGGCGAGAUCGGACCUAGUUCGCCCGUCCGCGAGGCAUACGCACAUCUGAUGCGCAUGAUUGAAAGCUCUCCCGACAAGGAACCACUGGCUCUCGCCACUGUGCAGAGAGCAACAUUGUUCGCCUACACUAAGAGUGAGACUCGUCUCGAGAUUGAGGUCUUUGUUGAAGUCUUGAACCACCUUUGUCUGAUCUCCGUUACCACGGCUCGCAACUUGACUAUCUACUUGCAGUCAAUCAACGACGACAAGGUCUACAAUGGUCCUGUCACUGUAUGUUUGCUCAAGACUGGCCUGCUCGAUAUUCAUCACGUCGAUCUCCAGACGUCUCAGGCAAUCAUACAGAAAAAGGCUGUUGCUGUUGAGUUCCUUGGAGCCCUCAUUGAUGAGCUGAUCCUUAGCGAGCAUCCGGCCGCUCUUCGUGCAGACUUCGUCCUCUCCUUCGGUGCACUUGGCCAGUGGCUUUCAGAGGAUCCUAGCGUAGAGCUGGGCAAGGACAUCAUCAAGAAACUCCAGGACGUAUCUAAUGGUGCGCCUCCGCCAAGCCCUCCUGCCUCGGAGAAGCAAGAUCAGCUUGAGUACGUCUUCGAGGAGUGGGUACGCCUGCAGAGACCUGAGGUUCCUGAACGCUAUAUGGUGGCGUUUAUCCAGCAACUGCAGAGUCGUAGUCUGCUCAGCAACCAGGAAGAGUUCUCUGCAUUCUUGCGUGUAUGCAUUGAGAUGUCGAUUGACUGCUUCGAGCGUGAGGCACUCACCUAUGGCAGCCUCGACCAUGCUUACAUCCAUAUCGACGCUCUGGCCAAGCUGAUUGCUUCACUUGUUGCAUACCAGAGCGAGGGCGAAGGUGUCCUCUCAGGCAGCAAGACUGAUUAUCUCAAGGCAAUCCUCGGCCUGCUCGUUCUUGUCAUGAACCAUCACCAGGCAUCCCGUGCUGUCGAUCGCUUCAAUGACAGAAUCUUCUUCAGACUGAUGUCUAGUCUGUUGUGCGAACUCUCGUCGUUCAGAGCACACCUCGGUGAUGACUACCAAGACCUCAUCCUUGUUUUCGGCAAAGCAUUCUUGGCAUUGCAGCCCAGAUUCUUCCCCAUGUUCACCUUCUCUUGGUUGGCACUCAUCAGCCAUCGCAUGUUCGUGCCCGAGGUCAUGAGAUCCGCGGACAGAAAGGGUUGGGACAUCUACCUUCAGAUUCUCCAAGUCUUGUUUAGCUUCCUUGGUGACUUGGUCAGCACGCAAGAGAUUUCGAUUCAUGCCGCAGAGUUCUACCGCGGCGUCUUGCGUGUUCUCCUGAUCUUGCAGCAUGAUUUCCCGGAGUUCCUCACUGAGAACCACAUGCGCCUCAACAGCAGCGUGCCUGCUGGUUUGCUCCAGUUGCAGAACGUCAUCAACUGUGCAUACCCUUCGUCCUUCCAGGAAUUGCCUGACCCUUUCACACCAGGUCUUAAGAUGAACCGCCUUGAACAAGUCCGCCAGUUGCCAGACCUUCGUGGCGGGCUUGAAAGUGUCUUGUCCGAAGCCGGUAUUGACACUGCUCUUGAGAACCUGCUCCAGGGCAAAGAGAUCAAAGACGAUGACAUCAAGACUGUCAUUGAUGGCAUUGACACCGAAGGCAAGCCUGAUGCUCUCACCAUCAAUGCACUGAUCCUGCAAAUUGGCAACACUGCCACCGCAGGAUCUUCAGUCUUUUCACCCUCGGCCACACCCAGCAGGGUCAUCGAGCGUCUGCUGCACGAGUCGCGCCACGAAGUACGCUAUCAACUUCUGAACGCAAUCACCAACCAGAUUCGCUACCCCAACGCCCACACGCACUAUUUCUCGACGGCACUGCUACACUCCUUCACGGUCAGCUCCGAAGACCUUCAACAGCAAGUCGCCAGAGUUCUGGUCGAACGUGUCAUGUCUAGCAGACCUCACCCUUGGGGAUUGCUCGUGACCGUGUUGGAACUUGUCAAAAACAACUCGUACAACAUCUGGGAACUCGGCUGGAUGAAGGCAGCACCCGAAGUCGAGAGAAUGAUGCUGAACGUUGCACACAGCUCAGGCCUCGCCCAGAGCCCACGUGCCAUGACCUAG
Molecule: messenger RNA, 6789 nt
Organism: Aureobasidium uvarum
Lineage: Eukaryota; Fungi; Ascomycota; Dothideomycetes; Dothideales; Saccotheciaceae
Source: the annotation of a GenBank genome assembly